Molecule: messenger RNA, 7162 nt
Organism: Oncorhynchus keta (chum salmon)
Lineage: Eukaryota; Metazoa; Chordata; Actinopteri; Salmoniformes; Salmonidae
Gene: arhgap23b
Product: Rho GTPase activating protein 23b
Exons: 24
Coding region: 426-5252 (1608 amino acids)
Biological process (GO): signal transduction
Molecular function (GO): protein binding
Source: RefSeq, a predicted model, not a curated record
CACAGGGGGAUCGGUCUGUGAGCCCUGCUCAACGACAGAGCGAGAGGUUGAAAAGAGUGUGGAGAGGAAAAUAGUCACGGUCCUUAUUCUCUGUCGGGCGUGGAGAAAAGAGACAAGGAAUAUACACACAUUCCUUUUGAGAGAGAGUGAAGGAAGGAGUGAUAGAAGAGAGAAGAGGACUAGAUAGAUCUACUACAUCGAAGAACGAGCUAUUCAGUGGACGUUGGCGGCUUUGCUGUCACAGGAAAGGGAGGAGGGGAGGGGGGAACAAGGGAUCAUGCUGGUCACGGAGGGACGGUGGAGUGUGUGUGCGAGGGUGUAUCGUGGCGUCUGCAUCGUGCUGAAGGAGUGUGUUUGAGGAAGAGAAUUCCGGCGAUUCAGUGCCAUGCUAUGGACUAGGAGCCAGCUGGAGUCUUGCUGAAGACAUGGCCCAGGCUAAAGGGCGGAAUGAUGGCGCCCUGUCAUCCAAUGAGAACACUCGGUCGCUGUCGUCGGGCGAGGUUGAGGGCGUGGCGUGGCAGGGCCCUCGUACGGUGCUCCUGCAGAAGAACUCCCAGGGCUUCGGCUUCACGCUGCGCCACUUCAUUGUGUACCCGCCAGAGUCCUCCCUCCACAAUAACCUCAAGGACGAGGAGAAUGGAAACGGCAAUGGAAAAGGUUGUCAAAGGGGUCGUCUGGAGCCCAUGGACACCAUCUUUGUAAAGAGUGUGAGGGAGAAAAGCCCCGCCCACCAAGCUGGCCUGUGUACAGGGGACAGACUGGUAAAGGUGAAUGGGGAAAGUGUAUUAGGGAAGACCUACUCUCAGGUGAUCGCGUUGAUCCAGAACAGCGAGAAUGUUCUGGAGCUCUGCAUCAUGCCAAAAGAUGAGGAUGUGUUGCAGUUGGUAAGUGCGUACUCUCAGGAUGCCUACCUGAGAGGAAAUGAGCCAUACACGGGAGGGGCGCAGCAUAUCCCCGACCCUCCCCCACUCUGCUACCCCCGUGCCAAGCCCACUUCCACUGCCCCUCUGCCACCCAACCACCAAAGCCCCCUGGACAACUGGCACUGCCGCCCCAGCCCUGUUAACCAGGCAUCCCCCUUGGACAACCGCUCUGCCGCGGUUAACGUAACUCAGACCUCCGGCAGGCCCAGGGGUCCGGGAGAAAACGAGGAGGAUGGCGGAGGCCAUUUUGGCUCCUCGGCAGGACAAGAGGGAGAUUGGCUGCCAUCUUUGGGGCAGAACCGCAGGCGCUCGUCGUCGGCCGUCAGCGCACUGGAUUUCCACUUUGCCAACCACAACGCCGCCAUCGCCUCUGCAACCCUGCCCCACAUGCCCGCCCGGAAGGGAAGUUUACCGGCUACGCGUGCCCACAGCGACGCCAUGUGCCACCAGGCGCUGUCGGACUGGUACUACAGCCAGGCAGAGGCGGCCGAGCGCAUGUCCCCUCGACACCGGAGCAUAUCCCAGGAUCGGUUAGCCGAGCUGGGGUUGGGCUUAGCGCUGGGGCCUGGUGGCGCUGGAGGUCCUGGGUCUAACUCUAUGUCCUCCAUCGCUCACAGAGACCACGGCGUUUCCCAAGAAACUCUGAUGCUCCACCACCAGGCAGCAGCCGCCUCCCACGAUUCCUAUUGGCUGGGAGGCUGGGGGGGAGUGUCCGGACCAGGGAGCCGUUCGUGCUCCGAAAGCCUGCUGGCGGCGUACGCAUCGUACGAACGCAACUACGGGCGCUCACAGGAGACGCUAGCCCAGGCGGCUGCGCUGGUGUCGCCGCACUGCGAGAGAGCCCCCGCCUGGCCGUCGCAGGGUGCCAAGGAGCAGGACAAGGACUUGGGAAACCACCACACGGUUACAGCCACAACUGCAGCCACACUGGCCACAGCCCCCUCCGUUGGUCGGCAGACCCAGCAGCUGCAGGUGGCUGAGCCCCAGACCCAGAGCAGGAGGUUGGAGGAAGAGGAGCUGGUGGGUUACAAGAGCUACAGCCCCUCCUUCUGCCGCAAGGCCAGCCACCUCCUCCAACAAGCCCACUCCUUCAGAGAACCCACCUACAUCGGACCCCACCUCAACUGGGCACCCAGUGCCAAAACCAGCCCCUCAGACUGCGAGGGAGGCUGGAUAGGAGGGGGGGUGGUAGUUCCUCGUCCUUCCUCCACCCCGGCCGUCAUCCCUUCUUCGUCGGAGGAUGAGAGAGUGCUGGGGGAGGAUAGGGGGGAGUCGAGGGAGACGGUGUCUCCUCUCCCUCUGGGCCAGGAGGUGGUGCUGAGGCAGAAGCCCCCUAUGGGGCGUCGGACCCCCGUGCAGGCCCUCCGUCACCCCCUCUACGCCCUCCCAGUGGAUCCGGCCGAGCCCCCUGUCGGGCUGCUGCCCUCCCCAAACAACCCCACUGCAGGGACACCCUCGCCCGUCUCUGGGGGUACCAGAAUGGGGGACAGUCUAAGGAGGCCCAACGGUAGCCUGCAACCCCACCACAGCACACCCGACUCCCUGGCCUCCAUUCCCUUUAUAGAUGACCCCAUCAGCCCUAGCGCUGACCUACGUGCCCGCCACGUGCCCGCCUGCUCCGUGGUGUCCUCCUCCAGUGCCCCGUGCCCUCUUGUGUCCUCUUUGCCCUGUGCCCUCACCCCUAGUUCCACUACUGUCUCCCCUGUCACCCUCUCCUCCUCUACCUCCCCCCUCGUCAAACUCCGCUCCCAGGACAGCAGCAGUAUCAAAAGCCGCCGUUCCUCCUACCUGCUGGCCAUUACCACGGAGCGCUCCAAGUCAUGUGACGAGGGCCUCAACACCUUCCGGGAGGAAGGCCGUGUCUUCUCGAGACUACCAAAAAGGGUCAAGAGCUUUUUCACUGAUGGGUCUCUGGAGAGUCUACGUGCUGCAGAGGAGGCGCGGUCGAAACGUCACUCCACCUCCGAGCUGGGGACCAUCACCUUCAGUGACGUACGCAAGGACGGCUGGCUUCACUACAAACAGAUCCUCACGGAGAAGGGAAAAAAGGUGGGCGGCGGCAUGCGUCCAUGGAAGCACGUCUUCUCCGUGCUGCGCUCCCACUGCCUUUUGCUCUACAAAGACAAGCGGGAGGCGGUCCUCCACGGGGCGGGGGCGGGACCUGGCCACGGGGAGGACGAGCACCCUCCAAUCAGCAUCCGCGGCUGCCUGAUUGACAUUGCCUAUAGCGAAACCAAGCGUAAGCACACUCUGAGGCUGACCACUCAGGACUUCUGUGAGUACCUGUUGCAGGCGGAGGACAGGGAUGACAUGCUGGGCUGGAUCCGGGUCAUCAGAGAGAACAGCAAGACAGACAACGAGGAGCUGGGUUUUUCCAGACAAGCGCUCAUCAGCAAGAAGCUCAAUGACUACAGGAAACAAACUACAACAGGCAAUAAGCCAGACACCUCUCCCAGGGCCCAUCGCAUGAUGCCCCCCUUCCUCCUGGCCAAGACAGACAACGCUUUCAUGAACCGCUCCUCCAGCAAGGAUGAGAGCAAGGGUCCAUGGGGUAUCAUCAUGAAGAAAGCAAAGAAGACAGGCCCCAAGGUGUUUGGUGUGCGACUUGAGGACUGUCAACCUGCUGUUAACAACAAGUUUGUCCCUCUGAUUGUGGAGCUGUGCUGUGGGCUGGUGGAGAGCAUGGGUCUGGAGUACACUGGCGUCUACAGGGUGCCGGGCAACAAUGCCAUGGUGUCCAACCUGCAGGAGCAGCUCAACAGGGGCCUGGAGAUCAACAUUACUGAGGAGAGGUGGCAGGACCUGAAUGUGAUCAGCAGUCUCCUCAAGUCCUUCUUUAGGAAACUCCCAGAACCCCUGUUCACUGAUGACAAGUAUAAUGACUUUAUUGAUGCCAACCGGCUAGAGGACUCAGGGAACAGGCUGAAGAGCAUGAAGAAACUGAUCCAUGAUCUUCCAGACCACUAUCACCACACUCUAAAGUUCCUGGUCUGUCAUCUGAAGACAGUGGCGGAUCACGCCGACAAGAACAAGAUGGAGCCCAGGAACCUGGCUCUAGUGUUUGGUCCCACUCUGGUGCGUACCUCAGAGGACAACAUGACCGACAUGGUCACCCACAUGCCCGACCGCUACAAGAUCAUCGAGACGCUCAUCCUGCAUCACGACUGGUUCUUCAGUGAUGGAGAGGUGGAUACGGAUGAAAAGGCACCUGUGGAUAUUAAGAGGGAUAUGCAACCGGUCCCCAACAUCGAUCACCUGCUCUCCAACAUCGGGAGAACAGGGCUGCCUGGAAGUGAGGCUUCAGAUUCCACCACCAGCGACUCAACUAAGGAUAAGUGCACAUGGGGUUCCAAGAAGGACCUGAGUGCCAGGGACUUCCUCCCGUUGUCAAUCAUCUCCGCAGUCACCCGGAAACGCAAGAUACGCCCCAUCUCCCGCCCCCUGAGCAGCAGCACCGACGAAGACUCCGAACAUGAGCCAAUCAAAGCCAGCCACUACGGGGUAGGGGGAGGAGCCAAGGAAGAUGAGGAGGAUGGGGUUGGAAAAGGAUGCGCCCCUAAUGGAACUGAGGAAGUGGAGGAAAAGGGAGAAGAGGAGUGUAGGAAGAGGAUAGAGGCAAAACAGCAGUCUGACAGAGGAAGAGAGAAGGAGGGAGAAGGGAAGAAAGAAGGGAGUGCAUGGGCAAAAGAUAAAGGGGUGGCAUCCCCCAAACGUCAUCCUAACAGCUUCCUCUACACACACUACCAACCCACCACCACCAGCCCUAGCCCCCCAGUAGAGCCCUCAGUCUCCCCACAUUCGAAGCUCCCCGGCCUGGCCCGAGGACGCUCCGCUGUCCCCUCCUGGCUCUCCCCCUCCAGACAGCCCGGCUCUAUCCAACCUUAUAACACCCAGAAAACACAACAGCCCCAGUUGGAACAGCAGCCACUGCCAGUGCAAUAUAGGAAGACAAGGGGAGGAAGGGCAAGGCCCCAGUCAAUGAAUUUGGAUAUGGUGAUGGGUAAGGGGGAGGGCGAGGGGGGAGUUGGGAGACGGGGAGAUAGGGUGAAGGUGGUAAGAGCCACAACAGAAGUGCAACGUCACUGCAGCAGUUCAGUUGGUGUUCCUCAGGGGUGUGUUGUCGCAUCCCUCAAAGUUCAAAGGAGUUCACACCUAGCCUCUGCUCUAGCCCCAUCUCCAGUCUCUUUCUCUCCCCCUCUCCCUUCCUCCUCCUUUUCCCCUUCAUGGACAGAUCAGGGCUCCCUUGGUUCUACUGUUGUCAAGCGGAGGUCGGCCCUGGAGCCUCGAGACAAGCGGAAAGCCUGGCGCCGCCACACGGUUGUGGUCUAACUUCGCUAAGGAAACUUCAUAGUGUUCAGUUAGUGAUUCAUUGUAAGAUGCCCACUCGAAAGUACUGCCCUUUACACACAUAUUACACAAACACACUCUCCAUUGCGAGUAUCGACAGGUUCAAAGCGUAAUGCCAUACAUAAGCAGUCUCAAGGGUCAUAGUCUAAGGCCGGGAUUUAAUCCGAUUGCGGGUUAUAGGCAUUGAAGCUUUUAAAGGCAGUUUCCAGGGCCUCCUGAGUAGCACAGUGGUCUAAGGCCCUGCAUCACAGUGCUAGUUGUGCCACUAGAGAUCCUGGUUUGAGUACAGGCUCUGUUGCAGCCGGACGCGACUGGGAGAGCAAUGUGGAAGCGCACAAUUGGCCCUGCUUCGUCCGGGUUAGGGGAGGAUGUGGCCGGCAGGGAUGUUCUUAUCUCAUCGUGCUCUAGUGAUUCCUGUGGUGGGACGGGUGCAGUGUACGCUGACACGGUUGCCAGGUGUACAGUGUUUCCUCCAACACAUUGGUGCGGCUGGCUUCCGGGUAAAGUGGGCAUUGUGUCAAGAAGCAGUGCGGCUUGGCUGGGUUGUGUUUCGGAGGACGCAUGGCUCUCGACCUUCACCUCUCCCGAGUCCAUAUGGGAGUUGCAGCGAUGGGACAAGACUGUAAUUACCAAUUGGAUUCCACAAAAAUUAGGGAGAAAAAAGUGGUAAAAAAUUAUAAUAAACUGACAUAUGCAGCGUUUACCAUGAAUGGGAUCUCCGGGAACGCAGGAAAAUUGCCUUUAAAAGCCGCAAUGCCUAUACCCUGAAAUUGUUUUGAAUCCCAGCAUAAGCCUACGCUGUCGACUUUAAACCCCAACAGCACCCACUUUUUCAUACUAUUAUGCUGUCCCAGCUGUACAAGUUUGGUUCUCUUUCCAGUUUUAUGGUUUGGGAUGGCACAAUAGUGGCAAAUGUUAUUUAAGGACCAGCUUAGGCAAUGUGUUAGCAUCUAGUUAACUUGUUAGCAUCUUCUCCAUAGACUAGUACUGCCCUCCCUGCCCUUUACUAAGCUCUUCCAAAGCCCCACUGUGGAUCAACAGGGAACUACAUGGAUCCCUCAGGGCAAAAUACAUGCAUUGGAAUACGUUUUACUCCUCUGGAACUCUAAACCCAUGUGGGCCACUGUGCCAAAGCUUCCUUGGACAAUUGAAUAUGAUAACGCAUGUUCCAAAUAUGGGGGAUCUUACAUAUGCAAAGCCUACGUGUUUUAACACAAGCCUAUUGUAUCUGCCUGUGCAUGUGGAGGAGCCAGACCUCUUCAGUCCUCCAUUGCAGGAAAAAGGUGUCUAUGGCAGCUAAUUUAAGUCAUGCCAAACUCAUUUUGACGAUUGGGGCCAUUCAAUCAUAUCGAUACUGGGAAGCCAAGAAAGGCAUGAUAAAAAGAGUUGAGAAGCACUUACACAUGCCAAGAGUUGCUCCGGUUGUUAUCAGUAUUACAGAGACAGCAUUUUCAUUUUGAGCAGUUGAUGAAGUGGUGGUUUGGAGAUACCUCGGUCCUCCUCCGAAAUAUUUCUCCCAUGAUCUAAAGAACCCUGGAGUCUUAACUGUUUUAAGGUUUUCAUUUUGCAUUUUAGAUAUUUUUCCUGUUUCUUCUUUCAUGUACUGAUCAUUAUGAACCAUAGUUAUAAACUGGGUCUGAAAACCAACAUGGAGAUGAAGAUUAACCAAACUGCACUGCCAACCAAUGUCCUCCAAGCUACCCACUCCAUGGUCUCUUCCAUAGCUAUACGACUCAAUCUGUCCCUGUCUGUCUGUGUGUGCCCAUGUGCAUGUACUGUAUGUCCGUGGGUGAUUGUGCGUGGACCAAUUUUGUAACAGUUGUACAAAGCUUGUUAAGUUAACCUGUGUAUAUAUUAUACAUAAUAUAUUAAAUUAUUUGUUUUGAAAUUUG